CGAAUCGCACAAUCUUCAUUAAACAACCGCAUAUCUCCCGAGUAACAAAGGGCCUUUGAGGACGAACUUUUCCAACAAAAAUUUGUUUAAUCGACAAGCAGCUAAAUUGGGAGUUGUCUCCAAAGUACUACAGAGAGCACCGUAGAAUCGUCAGGAUAUACUAUUAGCAUCGCUGAUAGCUUUUUUAUUGUACCGCGAAGCAAAAAAAUCUGCCAAAAUUGAACGCCAAAAGUCCUUCGAUAUGGCCGAGAUGAAGUCGGAGCUUGAUAGUGACGCGGAGCAAAACUACUCCCUCGGCAGCAAUGUCGAUCCAAAAAAUAUGCAGGAGCUGACAAUCUAUGUCCAAAAUCUGCUUCAGAAUGUGCAGGACAAGUUCCAGACUAUGUCGGACCAAAUAAUCUCUCGUAUCGAUGAUAUGGGCACGAGGAUAGACGAUCUGGAGAAGAGCAUAGCCGAUCUCAUGCAGCAAGCGGGAGUUGAGGGUGCCGACAAGUAAGGCAAGUAGCAUAAGUUUUCCCUUCAGCUAAUUUCAUUCAUCCAGGGCAUCCUUAUGGUGAGAUAUUUCCAAUUGGCUAGUGUUCCCGAGGGACACGUAUUUAAUUUUAACUUUUUUUUAAUGCAAAGACGGUUCAGUGAAACGUAAAAAAAAGUAAACAUGUUAGAGAGUAAGAUUUUGCACUUGCUGGCCGGUUCGGUUUGGUUUGACUAGGCAUAAGAACAAUGGAUGUAAAAUUAUUGAUUUAAUACACACAUUUUUUAUUCCAAUAAGUAUACCAGUUGCACGAACAUAUGGGUCCGAACAACGCUAUAAAACGAAGCAUACCAAACAAAACAAAUGUAAAGCAACUAGGACAA
This is a messenger RNA of Topomyia yanbarensis, 855 nucleotides long. Its product is annotated as heat shock factor-binding protein 1. Gene Ontology annotation, biological process: cellular heat acclimation. Gene Ontology annotation, molecular function: transcription corepressor activity. The transcript has 2 exons. The coding region runs from base 242 to 496 and encodes 84 amino acids. The record is from RefSeq and is a predicted model, not a curated record. NCBI's taxonomy places the organism in Eukaryota, Metazoa, Arthropoda, Insecta, Diptera, Culicidae. Gene Ontology annotation, cellular component: nucleus; cytosol.